This is a messenger RNA of Amphibalanus amphitrite, 3465 nucleotides long. RefSeq names its product cell wall integrity and stress response component 4-like. The record is from RefSeq and is a predicted model, not a curated record. Lineage: Eukaryota; Metazoa; Arthropoda; Thecostraca; Balanomorpha; Balanidae. The coding region runs from base 1271 to 2698 and encodes 475 amino acids. The transcript has a single exon.
GGGCGCAGACAGCAAAAAAGAGAUGACUGGCAACUCAUGAGUUUCGUCAGAUUUCUCCCGGCUGGUCCAUCGCGACAAGUCAAAUAGGGAAAUACAUUUGAUGGGACUCACUUAUUUUAGCUAUUCUGGCCUUUAGAUAAAUUACUUUACCUGGGAUGAUUGAUGCAUUUACUCAAAUCUAGACUGGGCGUACCCACCUAUGCCAACCACUAACCAUUCACCAUCAAGCAUAUGUUUCACAUGUGUCAUGCAUCGGAAACUAAGAGAAUGGCCACAGAUUGCGCGCUGGAUUCUCUUUCAAACCUAAAAGCGCUUCUCGAAACUCCUAUCCUGCCCCGUCCAUAGAGAUCGUAUAGGUAAGUACAUCGUAAAGGUCAGAAAACACGUUAUUUGUGACAGAGCUAAGUCACACGAAUAUUCUUUAUGCCAACCAAAUCAUUAUUUGAUUUUUCAUCACAGAAGUUCUAUGAGCUGCUUGGACGAUGCAUGAUGAAAACAUACAUAUGCUUUGGACUCUGAAUGCACCUCCGAAUCUGUAAGGGUUAAGGUAUCGCAUUAUGGCAUGAAUUUGGCUUCGUCACGCUGCUGUAUCACAUAGCUCCUUGUACUUCAGCCAUUCGACACGCAUAGUUAGACAACGUGGCGAAACGGACCUACGCGUUCGCCAAAACCUGCUUUACAGUUUAACGCGAAGAUGACUAUGCAGCCCACGGCCACUCAAUGGAACGUAUAACUGUAAACAGGUGAUCAAAGAGACUAGAAGUGGUCGAUGCGCUUCAGAUGCAAUGCGCGUGGUUAUGGCCGGGUGCGUAUUGCCACGUAGCGCCAUUUAGUGAAUCAAUGUUACCGUCCGGCCAGGGGUCGGUACUGGCAGUUAGUCUGACACUUUUGUCGUGAGCUGUCCUGUAAAAUGCCUGAAGCCGAUCUCUGAGCUACUUUGACACGUAAUAACAUCAAGUGUUCGCUAGUCUGUGAGUAUUCGCCCGCAGCUUUUGGAGAAGCACUCCAGGCACAGGCCAGAAAAUCCUCACAUCAAGGAUUUUAGCUGGCGAAGAGUACAUAGUCUGACCUUUUGGGAAGUCACCAGUCAUCUAUCUGUUGUCAUUUCUUACGACAGCUGUCCAAAAAGGAUUUUCCGCAAGUAUUUGUUGAAUGACAAGGAAACAGAACACACUGUAGCUGGAGAUCUGUGGCGCCCAUCUUCAAGUACUUUAGUGACCUGUUUCAGGCCGCACCAUCCGACUCUCACGGCUCACUUCUGACACCAGCAAUGCAGCCCUCUCGGUGGAGAACCCGCCUUCUGCUGCUGCUCGUACUGAGUAUGACCUGUCCCCCCUCUUACGGCACCAUGUACAAAGCUGCUCUUCACCGGGGUCAUCCGUACAGUACUUUGAAGAAGGUGGCCAAUAUGAGAGCCACGCAGUGUGCCGUGCUGUGCCACAAGAACAGCGCCUGCAUACAAUGGAGGGUGGUCGAUGCCAACGGCCUCUGCAAGCUUUGGCCGGCGCCUAGCGAUCAAUAUCCACUCUCAUCAAGGAAGCACGACUUGUACGAGGUAGUUGGCGGCUCCACGUCGUCCACAGCGUCCACCGGGGUCUCAACAUCUGUCGUUAGCUCUUCCACAUCUACUUCAGGCUCUUCUUCAUCUCCUUCUAGCUCUUCGUCAUCUUCAUCCAGCUCUUCGUCCAGUUCUUCUUCAUCCUUUUAUGGAUAUUCUUCGGUUUCCGUGGGCAAUGCUGUAACUGUCACAAAUCCACCUUGCGUCGCAGCUGCACCUACAACUGUGCCUCCAGCAGCUACUACGAACCUCACAACGCCUUCUACCAGCCUCACCACAUUUGCCAGCGAUACCUCGAUUCUUUCCGGGAACCUUACGACCCCCAGUACCAACCUAACGACACCGUCUACUGACCUUACAUCUCCCAAUAAUUUCACGUCACCUGCCAUGAGCAUCGAGACACUCACCAUCUGUCCCACGGCAUCCCCUGACCUGACUACAUCGCCUACUACUGGCUCCACAACACCUCCGACCACAGAACCUAGUACACAUUCCGCUCCAACCACACAGACUACGCCUCCCCCUCCAACCACGCAAGCCACGUCGAGCGCUCCAACCACGCAACCUACAACUCCCCCUCCAACCACUCAAACUACGUCAAGCCCUUCAACCACGAAACCUACAACUACGAAGCUUACAACUCACUCUCCAACCACGCCACCUCCUUCUCCAACCACGAAAGCUACAACUGCUCCUCCAACCACUCCUGCGCCCAUCUUCCCGUCUGGUUUCAUCCCCAUCAGCAACCCGCACAUCGCCUACAAGGCCAAACCCCAGCAGCUGUACGGAUCCAAAAUCGCCAUCAUCAGCAUGUGUCUCUCGCUGCACGUCAACUCCACUCCGGCCUUCCCGCUGACCAGCCAGGAAGCAGACGACAUCAACACCCUCUCCGACGGCAAGUACUACUUCAUCGGCGCUUGGAGGGCGUUCGGCGACACCAAGUUCACCGACAUGAGCAGCGGCAGGCGGGCCUCCAUUCACGGGGCGAGGUUCUGGAAUGAGACCGCUUCGCUGUACCCGGGAGAGAGCUGCCUGCUGUCCGGAUACAAGUCGUUCAUCAUUCUGCCGUGUGUAGGAUGGUGGAUGGAUGGAGUGAUCUGCCAGAUGGAGCGGCCGAUCGAUGAUACCAUUGGCAAGUGAAGGUCUUAAAUCAUACCUCGCUGAUACCCAGUGGCGAGAGACGAGCCACUUUGGUUUCCAUCCCAUGGCACUGGGUAACAGAGUAGGUAAUUAAAAACUCGCACUAACAAGCACAAGCGCCUUGUUUAGAGCACGUCCGCGACACAAUGCGCUGUUAGACAGACAAUAGCAACAGUUUUUGGUGAUGUUUUCGGAGAGUGUUACAUGUUGAAGACAACGGCUGCACUACCCUAAUAUCAUUUUUGUUUCAACACUGCUUGAAAUGCUUCGGGCAUCUUGCUCUUGUUUUUGCCUGCACACAUGACACAGAGAACAGACAUCAUUUCACAAACAAGGUUUACCUCAGACACACCAGCACAAUGAAUUAGGCAUUUCCUUUGAGCGUUUUAAUUAAAUUAUUUUACUUUUCAAUUAUUACUUAAUGUUCAAGUUAGGAAUUCAAUAACAAUUGUAUCCGUAUAAUGAUGAAGGAAAACCGAAGCCUCAUAAUAAUGAAUGUAUUCUAAAUUAUGACCGAGAAAAAAGAGAACAGUUUCGGGCAUAGCCCAUCAUCAGAUCUCCUAAAAGAUACAUUUUGAAAAUUGUGAUCUCGCCUUUUAACACAUCCUGACACAAUUGUAAUCCUAUUUAUGGCCAGGGCAUUGUAUGCUGCAAUUAUAAUCCUAUAAUUUGACUUUAGAAUGCACUUGCACACGAACAAUAAAGAGCGACAGUGUAAUUCGCUCUCUUUCACUGCCAAACUUUCUCUCUCUCCCUCCCUCUCUCUC